This is a messenger RNA of Paramuricea clavata, 14960 nucleotides long. The record is from the annotation of a GenBank genome assembly. NCBI's taxonomy places the organism in Eukaryota, Metazoa, Cnidaria, Anthozoa, Malacalcyonacea, Plexauridae.
AUGCAAGAACCGAUAAACAAACAACUGUUGAGCAGUGAAGAACAUUUUCCCAGCAACUGGGCAAAGGAAGUUGUACAUAGUACUAUGAACAGGUGCGUAUAAUUGUUUUAAAAGAGUUCUAAUUCGCAAAAUGUUAAAACACGUGGGUCUCUGAGGAUAUCCCAUGUGGUUUGAAUUCGUUUUGCUCCUUUGGGAUAUAAAUAACUUUCCAUCGUUUUUGUUCAUGUCAUACGCAGACGAUAAUUUUUAACCUCAUUUUUAGCCCCAAGCGACUAGCACGGAUUGAAUUCGAAAGACAGCCACCCUCGACCGUACGCAAAAGUAACUUCUUUUCCUUCGUUGUCGCUUUGUAUGACACACAAGAUAACCUUGUCACCGUGGAGACAGCCAGAUUCACAGAUUUUCUAAAACAGGUAAGCUAUAAAGUAUCUCAAAAUAUUUGUACAUUUCAUAAAGUAUUUUUAGCACUUGAAUUGAAUUACGGACACGUGCGCGCCCCGGGCAUAAAUUUGUUGUUGUUUUCGAGGUUGUUUUAUUGCAGGUCGACCAGAAGAGCUUCAAUGGGCUUCGCUAUCAGCUUGGGCUUUCAUUCAACACAGGUCUGUAUUUUCGAUAAUUUUACGAAGUGUUUAGUACUGACAAUACAUUAUUAAGGUUAGUAAUAACGUCAUUCGCGCUGGAAUGCAUUCAAAAUAUCGCUUUGUUGGCAAAUAAUGAAUAUUUACUCUGCAUGUAUAUAUUUUAUUAAUUAUUGUACGUACUUCUGUAUUAGUUUUAUAUAAAGACGUACGCGUUCCGCCUAAUGGCUAAUGGAAAUAAACAGCUUUAAUUUAAUCUAUUAAUACAGGUUUUAGAUGCGAGCAGUUCUUGGACGUGCAUUUGGUUGAUUCAAUCUCAAAAGAGGUAUAAACUUAUUCUAAAUUUAAAAUUGAGUUAUUUCAUUUUCUUUGCAGGCGGAUAGCAAUAAAGCAUUGAUUUGUUUGUUUUUCUUGAAUGUAUCUAUAUAUGGAGUGGGUAUAUGGACUGGAAUAUGGGAUAGAGAUUGCUCAAUUAAAGCAAUUUUCUCACCAUAUGUGAAUUACUGAUAAAAUAUCAAAAUUCUUUGGUACAGUUUGGCAUUCAGGAUAUUGGCUUAGUUUGUAUACAGUAAGCACAAAAGCACCUACACUAUAUAUGCAACCAGGGACGUCGAUGGUCGAAGUUGCUCAAAGUUACGAGCAAAUUUUAUUUGACAAAUUUCAUUUGAUCAAAUACAUUUGAUCAAAAGCUAGCAUGCUAGCUUUUGUUCAAAUGCAUUUGUCACAAUAAAUUUGUCACAAAUUUAUCAUCUACAUGAGCAAAAUAUCUUUGACAUAUGAAAUUUGUCAAAUAAAGUUUGCUCGUGUAAACAGGGCUUAAGGUCCUAAACAAACGUGUCAGUCCGGUUAACCGGGCCAGCCCGGCACCAUGUACAAUCAGCCCCUAAAAGUGUCUGAGCCCAACCCCCUCCCCCUUAAUGCCUCAAUGGAAUAUUCAUUAACCCAUUGAGUGGCAGCACUCUCAAUCUUCCUUUGACGAGUAAAAUUGUCAGGCAUUAGACAGAGUAGCAUAACAAAGUAGGGUGUAUCAGGGUGCAUUCACUGCAUUGCCACUUAAAGUGAAUUUAAACUGCAGGGGAGCGAGGCUUCAGGCCCUUUCAGGCCUUUUCGACAGCAAAAAAAAAUCAAUUCGACUGCCAAAAUUGGACACCGAAUAACAUCGACCAAUCAGUGAGGGAGAUUACAAACAUGUGAUCGAAAGACUCGGAUUUCAGCCAAACCUUUAUCAGAUCUAUAAUCAAUAAAUUUUACAUGACAGCUGUUUUACUGCAUUCCUUGCAUAUGCGGAUAUUGUGUUCUUGCAGAUGUUGAUGCGUGUCAUGAUAGUCGUAUUGUACAUAAACUGGUAUAAAAUUUAGCAAAAAUGUCUGAGGCGCCAGUAAAGAAAAAGAGAAAGACAAGAAAAGAAAUGCUUCAGGGUAUCAUAUUAGAAUUGGCAGUCACAGAAAGAAAUGUUAUGAGGAUUCAGAAACAAUUCUCUCAAAGUACUCAAAUAGCGUGCCAAUGGAUCAUUCAUCACAACAUUUAAUACGUCCGACACGCCGUUACCCACGCAUUUCAGUUUUGGCAAAUUCACGCGCAGAGAAGAAAUAUGAACUUUACUCUUUAUAUAAGGACGUUGCACAGUAAGGGAGUGGUCAUUAUUUAUGGGGCGGAAAUGGGGAAAAUAAGGAUUGCGCCAUUUUUGACCUGGUAGACUGAAGGCAAACUUUUUGUGUGGAUUGAAAAAUUAACAGCAAUGAAACACUUAGGUGUGUGUUGCAGGUAAAGUUAGAUAUUAGACAAUCUGUUUAAUCUAGCUCAUGAUGUUUUACCCAGCUGGUGAAUUAAUGAUUCAACAAUAUAUGAUUAAAAAAUAUAUAUUAUGUGUUACUACUUUGCAAUGCACCAUUUGACUAACCCAUGACCCGUCUUCAUACAGUGAAAUUAUUUGAACACAGGUUUUUUUUAAGAACUUGUCUGGGGGGUGGGCAUCUACAAAAAGGGACCAAUCUAUAUUGAGUGUGAAGAGAUGACAGAUGGUUGUUGGUGACAAAAGGUUUGGUGUGGUAUAUCGUAUGUACUAGUAAGGGGGGUCUGGGGAAAAUUUUUUUCCACCCCUAGAACUGAAAUGUGAGCAUUUUCUGAAACAGAUUUUUGGAUAUACAGCAUUACAUUGUGCGUUGAUAGACCGAAUCAGAUCAGUUAAGUGUACUUGCAUGGUAUGUUUAUGUAAAUACCACAACUGGGUCACUCGGGGGUAGAAAGCUUGUUAAACUUAGUGGGCCCGACUCUCACGAUCGCGAGGCGCUACCAUGGUUGGCGCUGAGCAGGAAUAUUUUGAGUCUCUAGAUCGUUGGAAAUAGCAUUUUCAUAGUCUUCUUUUUUGCUAUUUGUGAUUAUAGAAAUCAGAACUCUAGACAUGGUAUAUUUAAGUUCAAAAACUUUUAUGACCCCCCCCCCCUUUCUUUGUGUUAAAACUUUUUUGACCCCCCCUAUUUAUAAGGGUAAAACUUCGUUUGAGCACCGCUGUUAUUGGGUUAUGCUAAAUGUCCAUGUUUUUGCUCGGUACUCUGUUUUUUUAUAAUUGAAUCAAUGCAAAGCCCAGUCAGUCGAAUUGGGUCGUGAAUGCAAAUCGACUGAAUCGACUGGGCUCUGCAGCAUUCAUUUAUAAAAACCAGAAUAGCGCGCGAAAACAUGACUGUCCGAUAUACUUGGUUGCCACGAACUCGCAAACUUUAAAUCUAUACUAAAUGUUAUUGUUAUUGACAGAUAAUUUUGUAUGAAGGGCAAGACAAGAAUCCGGAGUUGAGAAGAGUUCUUCUUACACAUGAAGUUAUGUGCAGGUAGGAUGCACUGCUUUAAUUAGGCACAGAGGUAAAAAUAUGCGAUUCUGACUAACAUUUUUUAUCGGACUUGUACUUGCUUAUUUCUUCUCCACUUGGCAUGAAAAACAUGUCAUUCAAUAGCUAAAAGCCGAUCUUGAAAAAAGCUCCGAAUAUGAAAGAAGCUGAAAUGGGUGCGCUGAAAUGGGUGCGCUGAAAUGGGUGCGCUGAAAUGGGUGCGCUGAAAUGGGUGCGCUGAAAUGGGUAGAAUAAAUCGGGCCAAUGUAAGUUAUGUAACUACAGAUAAAUUUCUGCAGAAAUUUAUUAUUUAUUACUAGUAUUUUUACAACAAGUGAAUAUAACAAAUCCUACAAGUUGAUUGAUCAAAUUUGACGUAUUAAGCUGUUAUAUUCAUGUUACACCUAUACCCUACAGGUGAAUAUAACAAAACCGAAAUUUGCAAAUGGCGGCUAGCCGUUUUGUGGAAGUUACUGAUAAAGAAAUAAGCGAAAUUAAAUAAAUUCCCAAAAAACACAAAAGACUUGUGUAAAAAUACCAAUAGAAUUAGGCUCGGUAAUUAUGGGUACAUAUAGUAAAAUUUCGUCCGAAAAUUACUGAAAAUCGUCCACAUUCUGUUCUAUCAAACGAGAUGCCCAAAAUCUUCAUAUUUACCCAGAAUGUCUGCAACUUUAGAAUUUUGCGCUGGUUUAAAUGAUGCAUAACAUUAAUGUUCAUGAUUAAUGUCAGGAUUUUUUAAAUUUUCAGUCGUUGCAAUGAGAAUAAAUCUUGUGGCAAUAAAAAUGAAACCCCAAGUGAUCCAGUCAUUGACAGGUACGUCUCGUUGGUAUUCUCAAUAUUUUAUAUUACUUAUAAUUUUUCAGUAAGGACACAAUGUCAUCACGUGCCCUUCGAAACAGGGUUUUACAGGGUUUUCACCCUUUAACAGAGUUUUCACCCUUUAGUGAAGAUGAUAGAAAUUCCAUUACUUUUCCAGGACUUUCAAGGCCUUUUUUCAGUAAAUUCAAGAACCUAAAACUAGAAAAGCUUUGAAAAUGACACGGAACACCACUAUUUAUUCAAAAUCACUAGUCUAAAUAAUAUUCAAGUAUUAUCAGCACAGCUGGAAAGAAAUUCCACAACUUUCAGUUAAGGACCUAGCUGCGCUAAUUUUCAAGGACUUUUCAAACUUCGAUUUAUUUUUAACAAAUUCAAGGACUUUCCAGGAUUGUCCGUGGACACCUUGCGUUUUCCUCAGGAUAUUUUUGAACAUUAUAGAACAAUGUGGCUAACCAGACUCUUUUCUCUCUUCUAUUUUCUCGUCACAUACGUAUUGUAUUUUCGCUAUAAGCACAUAACACUACAGCUAAAAUGCUGAAUUAUAUAGUUGCAAGAUGAAGGCUACGUAUAGUAAAAUUCUAUACAAUGAAACGUAAAAUCUAACUAACAAACAUAAACCUAGACAAAAACUAUUUUGAUUUUUCCAAACCUUGUUCUUAGCUUCCAUUUAUGACAGCAUGCAAGUUCAAGGGAAAAUAUUAUAAUUCUAUUUCCUAGAUGCACGAUUGGUAAACUGACGUUUUUCAUGAAAUGUAACCAGAAUUGUCAGAAGGCAGCUGGAAAUCCGAAACAGCAGAGAAGAUUUCUAAUUAUGUUUUCGACGGACGUUUAUGGAAGUACGAGUAUGGGUUAUUCAAAUUCAAUUUUUAUUCACAAUAAUUCGAAGCAUUCACGGACACGUAAAGUAAAAUCACCUCCAGCAGAUGAUAUCUUGGUUAAGUUAGAAGGUACAGUAAAAAUCCGUAUAGUAUUGGCAAUAAAGGCUGCUGAGAAGUUAUUUUUAAAACCAGACUGGUGGUCAUAGCGGACUUUCUUAUAUAUAUAUAUAUAUAUAUAUAUAUAUAUAUAUAUAUAUAUAUAUAUAUAUAUAUAUAUAUAUAUAUAUAUAUAUAUAUAUAUAUAUAUAAUAUUGAAGUACGAUAACACACGCCUUGGAAGAGAGGAAUACUUCAUAGGCGUUUAUUUCAAACUCUGAAAGGAAUGGAUGCAUGCCGAAAGUAACCUCUCGAUCGCCCUUCCAGAGUAACACCCCUUCAGUUGUUUCUAAUGAUUUAUUUGAAAAAUGUGAAGGGGAAAUGUCAGAAGGCUUCCUAAUAAGUCGCUAUUGAGCAAAUUAUCAACUGAUGAAUGGCAUGAGCGGGCCGUUACUUUCAGGAGUCCGUAUAAUGGAGCCGUGUCCUGCUAAUGCGCUCGUCAUUCUUAUAACUGCGCGCGUCAACGGCAAAAAUUAUAAUGUAAUAUUUAACAUUUUUUCUAUUAAACCUGCAACAAUUUUUCUAUUAAACCUGCAAAUUUAGUGACAGUUUAAUAUUAAUAAGAAAUUACAACUCAUCUCUGCAAAAGGUGAAAAAGUCACGUCGAUUAUGGACAAACGCACUGACCAGAAACAGACUUUUUACGCUUUAAGGAAGAAGCUAUAUAAACACCGCACAAAAAGAAAGUUCCACCUAAAUAUGUCAUCAUAAGUUCUAAAUAAAUGAUUACCUGAUAAUCACAUCUCAGCACGAAUUAGACCUAUGGUAGUUUGCUUAAUGCUGUUUGAAGAAUGGGGUCAUUCGUGCUUUAAAGAAUGACUUAAUUAGCCUUCAUUGAAUAUAAAAAUACCAAAUUAACAAGAAUGACUUUAUUCAAAUUUCACAACAGCAGUAAAUUGUUUUAUCAAUGAUUUCAUGAUGGGUUUAACCAACACACGUCUCGAUAACGUCAAGGCAUCGUCUCCGCAGAAAGAGAAUUAAUGAUGUGCCCUGGGAACUCGCCAGAUUUCAACCCAAAUGAGCAUCCGUUUGGGACUGACCGGCAAAAGCAAUCUGUCUUUCGUCGGUUCGAAGAAUACAGCACUCUGGCUGACUUGGGCUAUAUGGAUGGAGGAAUGGGUGGCUAUAUCUCAACGGCGGGUGAGCAGACAAUGCCUUGAGGUGACCGAGAAGCGUGGUGGUUACACUCAUUAUUAAAUCAUUGAUGAAACAUUACUGUUGUUUUGAAACUUAAAUAAAGUCAUUCUUGUUAAUUUUAAAACUGGGUAUUUUUGUAUUCAAUGGAGGCUAUUAAUAUAAGUCAUUCUUUAAAGCAUGAAUGACCCCAUUCUUCAAGCUGCAUUAAGCAACUACCAUAGGUGUGAUUAUCAGGUAAUCAUUUAUUCAGAACUUAUGAUGAUAUGCUGUAUUUAGGGGGGAACUUUCAGCGAGGCCCUUAUGUUCGCAAUUCACGAUAAAGUAUUUCUGUACCCGGACGUAGUAGAGAGGUUAAGAUUGAUGUUUACGGCAGACUGGUAACCGCUAACUUCAAGUCGUAGCACCCUCAACCACCUUAGUGUUUUAUUCAACUUUUUAACUUCAUAGUGAUUCCUAUUAUCCGAGCUAUCUGCCCAAGUGAGGGUUGGACGAGUGGUGGAACGAACGUUCUUGUUAUUGGUGAACAUUUCUUUGAUGGUCUUCAGGUUGUCUUUGGGUCUGUCAUUGUCUGGAGUGAGGUAAAUGUUGUUCAUGUAUAUGCGUUACCGAAUAAAUAUUAUACAUAAAAGUAUUACUCGUCUGUGAUUGGUUGAUUUCAGUGCAGUUAAUCCCAAACAGCAGUGCUAAAAUCUGUAAUCACAGUGCAAUUUUAUGUAAUCACUAUGAACCAAUCAAAAUUGAGCUAAGUUUUGGCGGGAAUAUUUUUCAAAUAUUCUUUUUUCAAAACAAACAUGGCCGCAUUUUUAAUAGCUGUGCGGAAAGAUUCCCACACUUGGGUCAAGUUUGGGAAUCUCCAAAAUUGAUAUUUAUCCAAAUUUGAUUGUCUCGAAUACUUUUAUGUAAAUUAUUAAUAAGUAAUAAUAGUAGGGUUUCUCGUGAAAUUUGCUACCUCCUCCACAGGCCUUUCAAAAAUAUAAAAUUGGUGGGAAACGAACCGAAAGGCCUGCCGACUAAUUUUCCAAAAUGGCGGGAGCAACAAACCAAAUUAUAUUUAAUAUAUCAUUUUACCAGAACAAUAAUAUAGACCGCUUUUCGUAUCUGAAAUAUACAUAGGAACAGUGAACACAGAACAAACAAGCAUAUAUAAUGAUUUAUAAAGAGAAGCAGAUAAAUAUGAAAUAUCAGUUUAUAAUUUGCAUAUUACAAACACGCAGGGCUUUUAUGUAACACGUCGUAUGUCAGGCAUGCGGCCCUUUAUCCAUGAAAUUUAUUCCAUUUAUAUUUGUCUUUUAUACAGUGUAACUAUUUAAAUGCAUGUGUAGAUAGUCAAAACAUCACAUUUGGCCAAAUGAUAGAUUCACAACGUCUAUCAUCACUGUUGCUUGUGCUUGUAAAACCCUCCAUUAUUUGAAUCUCCUCGUCGCUUUUACCAGCAAUAACUGCCAAGAUGUAUUUAGAAAAUACUCGCAAAACGGGAUUGCUAAAGAUUAGCAGACGAUGUGCCAUAUGUUUGAAGAAAUUUGACCCAACCGAGUAAUCGACACCAAAAGCCAAGUACCGUAUUUACUCGAUUGAGCGCCGCCCCCGAUUGAGCGCCGCCCCCGAAUGAGCGCCGCAUUUGAGAUCAAUUUUUUUUAAAGAGCGCCGCCCCGAAUGAGCGCCGCACUAAACAGUGUAAAAACUUUCGGCGUCAAAAUUGGGACAUUUAGUGAAAAAAUCCUUUUAAAACUUGUCUAUUUUAUAGUUAAAAGUUCUUGUGAUAAUUCACAAAUAAAAUAUUUUUUAAAGAGCGCCGCCCCCGUCGCCCGAUUGAGCGCCGCCCCCGAAUGAGCGCCGCAUCUGAAGCUCUAAAAAUUUAAAGAGCGCCGCGGCGCUUAAACGAGUAAAUACGGUAAUCGACAUGUUAUUCAGCAGGCCUUACAGCUACGCCAGUCUUCGUCUCAAAUUUCAAAUUUCAACCUGCGAACGGGCAUACUCAUUACGGGCUGUAUGGCCUGCGGAGGAGGUAGUGAAAUUUGGAUAAACAUGCAAAACUCACUCGUGCAUGUUUCGAAAUCAUGCCAUUACCUAUACAAAGUUCUUCAAGAUCUAGUUGCAAAUAUCUGGGUAAAACAUAUGCAUCAUGCCAUUUCUUUUCAGGUCAUAACGCCUCAAGUAAUUAGCGUCCAGGCUCCACCGAAAGUAACCCCUGGCACGGUUGAUGUGACCCUGUCAUUUCGCAAUACACAGUUCUGCAAGAGAGCACCUGCUAAAUUUGUAUAUACAGGUAUAGUGAUAAGAUGAAAAAGCAUAAAACGAAACAGACUUCUAAUGAAAAGGACGGUUCAAAAUAUUGGUUCGGCUUCAAGUCGAGUAGUAGUCGAGUUCAGGAUGUCACUAUGCAUGGUUGAAUACUGCUGGGGAAUUAUACGUGACAGAAUUGACCGUUGUAAAUAUUAUAUUUUAUAUAACAUCGACAUAUAUUUAAAAAUCUACUGGCUCGUACUCACAGAGAAAGACAUACAUACCUACCAUGCAUGUUAAGGUCAAAGUUAUUAGCGUGUAGACCAUUUUCAUUAUGAUGGUCUUAGAAGGGCUCAUUUUAUUCUGCCGAAGCCAGACUUGCAUGCAACCUUGUUCCCAAACGGAAAGAUCCUGGGUACGAGGUUGACUUGCAUGUCGGGACACUGGAAAACAGUCUGUUAGUUGUUGUCUUUAAUGCAAUAGAGUCAAGUGACGUGGCUUCUACUUUUGGACAUAAUAAGUUAUUUUUUCAUUUUUAUAGCUUUAAAUGAACCAACCAUCGACAACGGAUUUCAAAGGUUGCAAAAAAUUGUUCCAAAACAUCUUGGUGAUCCAGACAGGUUACCAAAGGUAUGCAUACAUAUUUUGUACAUUGGUUGUUGUAAUGCUUGUUGAAACACAAGAACGGCCUUGACAUGACGAUUAAAAUUGUUUGGCAGCAUUACAGUAUAUUCUGUAUUAUACCAUUGUUUUGCCCAGUGGUUCAUUAAGGCCUGUUUUAUACGUCGAAUAAUUUUGGUCGCGUCGAAUGCAAUUAAGGCAAUAGAUAAUGAGAUGAUAAACCUCAUUAAGCUUCAUUAUCUAUUGUUUGAAUAGGCCCUUUCAAGGUUUAUUCCGCCAUAUUGCCGGGGGUGCAAAACAUUGGGGCGAGCGCGCGGCCAAGCCAUGGCUGCCAUAUAUUUUACUAAUGAGUGAGCGAUAAUUUUGUGUGGACAUUUUGUUGAUUUUCUCAUGCUAUAUUAAACGAUAGUCCAAAUUUUUAUAUUCUGGCUGAUCUGUGUGUAUUUUCAAACUACUGGUAAAGAUUUCAAUGGAAUCUGAUUGGGGAAAAUCCGUUCCAAUAUGCUGAUUUCUUCGACACCUUUUGCGAGCUAUUUACAGUGGGUUCACGACAACGAAACGCCGAAAACAGGGCUUUUUCGUCUUUGUUUGUUUAUUAAAAACAAACAACAUUACAAAAGAAUCAUGUUUAAAAACAAGACAACAGAGCUGUCGGGAAAGAAGAAAGACGUCCAGGUGCGAGAGUGUAACCUGAUACCAAUGUCAAUCUCACCUUUAAUAUAGAAUCCAAAGGGUAUAUAUUGAGAGAUAUUGAGUUUGAGUUGUUUAUAUUUUAUGUUCUCAUAGGAGGAUUAUAUUGCAAAUGGAUUAUAUUACGAGGAUUUCGUUGGGUUGACAGAGUGGGAAAAAGGUUGAACUUGUGGGAGCAUUUAUUAAAGCGUAUGAAUUGGGUGCUUCAAAGAAAUUUACAAGGAACAAAUUUUUGAUAGAUUAAUUAAGAAGGAAUACCAACAAAGGCUACAAACUAAUGAUAUUAUUAAGAGCGAGGCUAGCACUCUGUGCGAUGAAUAUUGGAAAGAUGACAUUCAAAAACAUGGCCACAUCUUGAUGAUGGAAUGCUAUACAUUCUACGAGUAAAGGCAGUGGAUGUUGAAUAUAUUGGCAAAUACAAAGAUGAGAGGGCCUACUCAUAUUGGAUGAGUGGAUUUGUUGAUAUAAUUCAUGUUGCUAAAUGCCCCAUUGACAAGACCAUGACAUUUUUUUGUAAAUUCAGUUUGUCCAUCACAAAGGAUGACUCACAUAUAAAAGUGUGGAUGUGUGUCCUUGAACAGCUGGAACAGUUGAGCAUGUAAUCAUGUACUUGCAGUCUUCAAUGUAUUAAAUAAAUUAUGCUUACAACAUGUCAACAAGCAAUAUAUUUCCCCUGCCUGUGUGCCUGUAUCAGUGUUCCCCAAGAAUAGAACAAAGGAACUUGAAAAGAAGUAAAUCCAAGCAUGCAAGGUUAAAAAUUUAAUAUUUAGACCAAAAUUCUGGCUGCAAUUAAACAGUGAGGAAAGAAUUUGACCCCAGAAAACCCGAGGACAGAAAUAUUACCAAUGAAAGAGUUUCUUUAUUAUUUAUUUAUUUAGUUUUAAUUUUUCUCCCCUAUGUACAGUUCCAUAGACAAUUAAUAUUUACAUAUUUUUCCUUAUAUUAAUUUGGGCUAAAGACCUACUAGAUACUUUGUUAGGCUUUUUGCUUUAGGCCCCUAGUAAAGGUUUAUAGUUAACUGUUAGAUUUAUAAUAUAAUAUAUUAUUUUAUUUUAUUUUACAGCCAAAUCAGAGAGAGCAUUUUCAGAGUAAUAGAGGAACAAUAAUAUGCAAAUAGAAUAAUAUGCAAAUAGAAUGUUUUCAUCAAAAAAUGCUGCUGAAUUUGUUUUAUGAAGAUGUAUUGAGAGUUUAUGUCUUUAUUUUUUAUUCUAGUGAGUUCCAUACAUCAACUCCAUUAUUAGAGAGAAUAUGUUUUACAUAAUUUGUUCUUUUAUACCACUUGUGAAGUUUUGAUGAGUUUCUUGAGCUAUUUUGAUGAAUUUGAUUGAUAGUCACAAAAAUGUAUCAAAUACUUCAGGCAGGUUUAUAAGAUUAUUGAACAGCAUUGUAGAUACUGUUCCGUCUGCUUGUGUUUUGCUCUCAGUUGGCUAUGGGGAUGGUACUGCCAAUGAGAACAACUGAAACUCUCAAUAUCUCUCAAUAUUAUAUACCCUUUGGAUUCGCCUACUUUUAGAAUUUAUCUCUUAUAUCUAAUAAUUACUAAUAGUAUGUCAUAUAAUCAAAGGUGAGAUUGACAUUGGUAUCAGGUUACAUUCUCGCACCUGGACGUCUUUCUUCUUUCCCGACGGCUUUGUUGUAUUGUUUUUAAAUGAUUCUUUUGUAAUGUUGUUUUGUUUAAACAAACAGAGACGUAAAAGCCCUGUUUUCGGCGUUUUAAUAGUUGUCGUGAAUCCACUGUAAACAGCUCGCCGAAGGUGUCGAAGAAAUCAGCAUAUUCACAGAUUUCCCCCAAUCAGAUUCCAUUGAAAUCUUUACCAGUAGUUUGAAAAUACGCACAGAUCGAUCAGCCAGAAUACAAAAAUUUGGAUUAUCUUUUAAUAUAGCACGAGAAAAUCAACAAAAUGUCCACUCAAUCCACAAAAUCCGCGGAUUUUUUAGCGGAUUUUCCCCGGAUUUUUAGCGGAUUUUUGAAGAGAAAAUCUGUUGGAUUUUCCGGAUUUGUUCGAAUUUUUUCCGGAUUUUUUGACGAAGUGUACGGGAUUUUUGGAGUGAAAUGCCCCUCGCAUUCAACUUAAUUAACGCGACCGAAAUUCGACGUGUAAAACAGGUCAAGGUUGAUUGCAUGCAGGCACUAUAAAGACAGCAAAGUUGUGAUGAAGAACUGCAGUAUAUUUAUAACAUUAAGCAAAAUAAACGAGACACUCCAUGCUCCCGCACUCUCCCGAAAGUUGGCUAGUGACUGUUAGUAUAGUUUCAGGCCUUCCUUUUGAAUUUCGACCUCAAAUAGCAACAUUGAAUGGGGGAAAGGGGAUAAGCGUUAAAAAAACAUGGUGGCUAAUUCUUACUCGUCUCAAAAACAAUGGUCGUUAAAGAGAUAGCUUCAACUGCUUGAACAAGAUAAAUCAUUGUCAUUGACACGUCGUUCAUUUCUAUUUUCUUAAGGAAUUAAUACUAAAGAGAGCAGCAGAAACUUUGGAAACUUGUUAUCGUUAUUCCCGUCCUCGUCCAAGUUACCCCAAUUCUAAAACCUCUGGUAUAUACACAGCAUUGUAUAAAUCACCACUACAUGAUAACGUACCACCAUACAACAAUAUUAGUGCUGGUUUUUUUAUAAACCCAACAAAUUCUCAAAAUGGUUGUACGUAUGUCAGUAAUCAAGUCCCAACUCACUUACAGAGCCCUUCAUUCCUGAGCUCGGCAUCAUGUUCCAACACCACAGAUGAGAACCGUAUAAUUGUGAACGGUACAAGCGGACCAUUACCCAGUGUUUCAACCUUAACAACAAGUCGUAAUAGUACUGGUUCACAUCUAGAGACUGAUAAUCAACAGCUAUCACCGAUGCUAUCACGAGGACCGGGGAACUCAUUCUGCGCUGGUUACUCGAAUUUUCAAGUUUCUCCUGGUACGGUACCAUCGAAUUUUGGAAUACCAGCGUCACCAAGUAUGAUGACUGGAGCUACAGGUUGGUUGUUAAAUGUCUGAGUUUUUGUCUCCUCUGUUUGUCUCUCUAAAACUGCUGUUUUACAUUAGUGACCAUGGUUUGGUUCCGCAACGUACUCAAUGGAAACUGGUUAUGACUGUUUAUGUACAUGUUAACGGAGGUUUCGUGUGUUUGUUUUUCGUUCUGUCAUGUUUGUGUUGUUCUGCCCGAUUCCUGUUUUGUUUGAUUAAUUAAAGUGUACGUCCGGUUCGACUUAUGCAAACACUGCAUUCCUUCUGUAGAAAGAAAGGACUAGUAAGGGAAGCCUCGCAUAUCGAUUUUGUCCACGAGAAACGUCAAAUGGAUGGCUGCAGGGGAGGGGGGGAGGUUUGUAGCUGUGACGUUUCUCUGUGAAACAUCAUGGAAAAAUUCGAUAGUUUUUCCGAAAGCCUUAUGUACUGUUUAAUAAACUCGCAGGAGUGUUUUAUUAGGUUUAAAGCCACGAGCGCGCAGCGCGAGUGGCUUUAGACCUAAUAAAACACGACCUGCGAGUUUAUUAAACGGCUUCAAACACGACUACAAAUUCAAUAGAUUUACUGCCUUGUUAGUAUUCUUUAUAUAAAGGAUACUAAUGAGGACACGACCACAAUAGAUACUGCCUUAUUAGUAUUCUUUAUAUAAAGAAUACUAAUUAGGAGUGUUUUAUCAGGUUUAAAGCCACUGCACGUGACAUAUUAUGGUUGACAUGAUUUGCCAAUACGCUUAUGAAUUUUUAAUGAGUGUUUGAAAAACAUUUCGGGGUCAUCUUUGCAGAAUAUAAAAAAAGAAAACAACUUGAUACAAACAUGCACCAUUCCGUAAUUCCAUAAUUCGAAAUAGUGAAAAUUACCCAUAUGUGUGCUAUAAGAACAAAAUAUCGAUAAUUAUGUGACGUUUCUAAGGGGGGUGGGGUGUCUCCAGAGAAACGUCCUUAUGACGUUUCUCAUGGACAAAAUCGAUAUGUGAGGCUUCUCUAUAAGAGAUGGCACGGACCAGAAAGAGGAUCACAUUUUUCUUUGGUUAUAACAAGAUAUCGUUAUAAAAAUCCUACUUUUGUCUUUUAGUUGUUCCACAGUCCCCUGUUCAUAUAGCAACACCAAGCAGCGGAAAUAGUAGCUAUGGUGCGCCCGCAGUGUUCACGUUUUCUGCGCCGGGUGUGAUGCCAAUGCUGAGACAGAAGAGUGCUUUUAACGCUGUCACCAGGACACAAAAUAUGGAACAAAUCAACUGUGUUUCAGCUAACUUACCUCCACAAAGUAAGUAGACAUUAGAUUUGGAAAUAGUGGACUAUCCCACAGCUGUUUGUGCAUCGUUAAUGCGCUAGUAUUGUUCCCCUUGCCUACAUGUUUGUUAGAGAAACUCGUUACAAACCUUUUACGACAUGCGAUACAUUGUUGAUUACAGUCAUGUAAUACUUGCGUUACUUUAUUUUUUAUAUAUAUGUAAUUGAUUACAUGCGGUUAUGUAUUAUUGAUUGGAGUCGUUAUAAAUGUCAUUCUAAACUUUUAUUUUUACAGGUUUACCAACAAUGGUCACAACCGGUGGUUUCGCUGCACCCUUUACAAUCCCAACUACCUCUCUUUACCCCCAGUUUCUCCAUUCGACAUCUCAAAGUUAGUUCUAUAAUUACACGUUGACUGCAUUAAAUUUUAUGUUUAGAGUGUAUAGUUUGAAGCCGCUAUAAGUUGACGUGAGGGUUAAUGGCUGCCCGCGUGCCUGGGGAAAUUUAGACUACCACGUACGAUCAUGGCCAUGGGCGAGUAGAAUUUUCUUCUCGGUUGCCCGUUCAGGCAGGACUGGUAUAUCGCCUAAAAAUUAUUUAGUUGUUCAUUCAACGAAUGGUUUAUGCAUGCUGAUAUAACCGACAAAUGCGGCGAUAUUGAGAAUAAAGUCUGCUAAGACGAGUGCAUGACACGUAAAAACGUUCCUUAUUUAUGUGAACAAUGUUGAUGUGUAUGUCUGCCCAAAAUUUCUAAUCUAUAUAUUCCUUGUGAUGUAUUAAAUAUUAGUCAUUACAUUAUUAAGUUAUUGUUAUUUAUUGUAAAGCUUAAAGCUUUGAAAAUAUUAAGUUAUUGUUAUUUAUUGUAAAGCUUAAAGCGUUCUUUAUUUAAAAAUCAAUAAAAUGCUCAAUCCUCGA